AUGGAGAAGUUCUAUACAAGGUUAGAUCCGAUGACACAGGCAGUGGCAAAUAAUGAAGCUGGUGGAUGCUUCAUGGAGAAGACAUAUGCUCGAGUCAGUCAGUUACUUGAUAUAUUAACUACUCAUAAUCAAGCAUGGCAUUCGGGUUGUACUGAUAGUGUAGCGUAUGGGACUCUAUUAAUCAGCAAUAUUGUGAAAAAGAACCAAAAGACACAACAAACUCUGGCCCAGCAUGCAAUUAAUAUUACUUUGCUGACGAAGAGGCUAGAUGAAAAAGAAACUAAGAGAGUGAAUGCAGUUGAACAUGUGCAGACUAUGCCGAAAGGGAUGUACCAAGUUCCUAAGGGUCCAUAUCAAGAGGGACCUCCUAUGCAGUAUGAAUAUGCUAAUCAUCAAGGAGGUUCUAAGUUGGAGAGCAUGCUUGAGAAGGUGCUAGCCAACCAAGAGAAGUCCGAAAAAACUUUGAAGGGGUUGACUGAAACUGUGGGCUCUCACACUGCUUCCAUCCAAAAGCUUGAGUCACAGAUGAAAGAUAUUUUGAGAGAGCAAUACCCUCAUCAAAAGGGAGGCCUCCCGAUUGUGGGUGCAAAAGUAGCUGAAAAUGGGCCUACAGAAGAAGCAAAUACACAGGUUCCAUUUAAAGUUCCAAGUGAGAUUGAGAAAGUGCAAGAUGAAAUUCCGAAUGUGCUUGAAGUUGAUCCUAUGCCAGAUGUUCCAAAGGCUCAAGAUGUGAGCAGUGACAAGGAAAAAGGUAAGACGCUAGUGAAGAAAAUUGAGGAUGCUAAGUGUCAGCAUUUCUAUAAUCAACUGAAGCAACUAUGGAUGAAUAUUUCAUUUCUUGAUGCCUUCCAAGAGAUGUCGGGUUUUGUGAAAGUUCAGAAGAAGGAGGAUCCAGAGGCUUUUACUAUUCCAUGCACUAUUGGCCAUCAUGAUUUUGCUCGUGCUCUCUGUGAUAAUGGGACGAGCAUUAACCUAAUGUCUCUUACUAUUUACAACAAAUUGGAGUUGGUAAUGCCUAGGCCUACUAGCAUGCGACUGCAGAUGGCUAAUAGAUCCGUAAAGGGGCCAGUUGGGGUGGUUGAUUACGUUUUUGUUUGA
This is a messenger RNA of Lycium barbarum (goji berry), 1098 nucleotides long. RefSeq lists its product as uncharacterized. Lineage: Eukaryota; Viridiplantae; Streptophyta; Magnoliopsida; Solanales; Solanaceae. The coding region runs from base 1 to 1098 and encodes 365 amino acids. The transcript has 5 exons. The record is from RefSeq and is a predicted model, not a curated record.